Molecule: messenger RNA, 802 nt
Organism: Botrytis cinerea B05.10
Lineage: Eukaryota; Fungi; Ascomycota; Leotiomycetes; Helotiales; Sclerotiniaceae
Exons: 1
Coding region: 107-589 (160 amino acids)
Source: RefSeq, a predicted model, not a curated record
GGACACAGCAAAGGAGAAUAGCAUACCUAGCUAAGCAUUCAGGAGCAUUCUCGUAUUCAAUUUAUUUAAGCUCUUUCAAUCACAUUACCAAAUCCGCACCCAGAAAAUGACCUCCCAAAUCCCAACAAAUGCAGGAGCUUCCAUGCAUGCUUCCGAAAUCCAGGCUCUCGCCACGAGCGGGCAGGAAAACUUUGUUCCCGCCGCUGAAGAGGCGAGUCAGAAUUCGCAUUCGUUUCUGUAUCUGGCUCCGAAGACUUCGGCUGGUUAUCCCGUGGCUCAGUUGGCCAAAAUACCUGCUGCUUUGACGCCGCGCCAGCUGGGAGAUCAGACGCGCAGUAGAGUUGGGGGUAAGGAGCUCGGUGAGAAAGGAGCUAGUGAUGAGGAUGGUCGUGCCAAGAAUUUGGGCGAUAUUGAGCAGGAAGUGGGAAAGGCGUCUAGGAGUGAGAGCAUGAGUAGUGAGGCAAGCAAUAGCACGAUUUCUACUGUGGAUUUGCCAAAGGGGAUGAGUUCAAGGCGAUUUUUGAGGUUGGGGCCGGUUCAUUUUGGCGAGGCAGGUUCGGGUGAUUGGAGUGAAGAGGUGGUGGAGUAGAUGGCGUUCUGUGGCUAUGGAUGAUGUGAAUGGGGUCAUGAUUUGCGGUUACUGCGGCAAUUUUGGUCACACGCUUGAUGUGGUAUCAUUGCGGAUGUGCAGAUGAGCUUAAAAUAUUGGGAUAUGGAGUAUGAGAUAUGUUGAAUUUGGUCGGCGAGUUCGGGUUUGAGAAUACAUGGGUUGAUAAUUGAGGGGGGGGGGGGUGAUUAACCA